UAAGAUGCACGUCACAACGCGUUCACAGGACACCGCUUUAAAUUACACAGCAACACAAACCAGAAUUGCAAGCAUACAAGUAUAGUUGAUAUAUUCUAUUAAACACUGCAGCUACCUUCGUCUGUUGGGCAUUAGCUUAGCAGCCGGAAAAUGCGCAGAAAACGUGUCGAGUUUUGAUUACGUCACCCGUAAUCGCGUCUCUACAGUACACGAGGGGAAAAGAAGCUAAAUCCACUCAGACCUGUGAUUAAAAUAUAAACCAUGGGCAAGCAGAAAACAAAGAAGUUUGCUGCCAUGAAGAGAAUGAUCAGUCUGAAAGAUAACAGACUAAAAGAGAAAGACCGAGCUAAAGGAAAAGAGAAGAAGAAGAAGAAAGAUCCCUCAGAGCUGAAGCAGAGAGAAGUGACAAAGUACCCAUCAUGCCUGUUCUUCCAGUACAAUACUCAGCUUGGUCCACCGUACCACAUUCUAGUAGACACCAAUUUCAUCAACUUCUCCAUCAAGGCCAAACUGGACAUUGUUCAGUCUAUGAUGGACUGCCUGUAUGCAAAAUGUAUCCCAUGUAUCACAGACUGUGUGAUGGCUGAGAUCGAAAAGCUCGGGAUGAAGUACAGAGUCGCACUCAGGAUAGCCAAGGAUCCGAGGUUUGAAAGGUUGCCGUGCACACACAAGGGGACAUAUGCCGAUGACUGUUUAGUCCAACGGGUGACACAGCACAAGUGUUACAUCCUGGCCACUGUGGACAGAGAUCUGAAGAGAAGAAUCAGGAAGAUCCCCGGCGUACCCAUCAUGUACAUCUCAAACCACAGGUACAAUAUUGAGCGGAUGCCUGAUGACUAUGGUGCUCCAAGGCUUUAACAUUUCUACAACUGAGCUGGACCUGUAAAUAGACAAAGUUUCCUGUUUUAAUAUGACUUUCCUUUGAUGUCCAUCCAAAACAGUGUGAGCUUUGAUUUGGUGAGGAUGGGCUGUGUUUGAUCUAACAGCACAUUACUUGUUGUGUUUUUCUUUAUGAAACUUUUUGUUGCAAAAAUAAAUCAAUUGUUGCAAUGUCCAUGUGCAGUGUGUUUUUCCCAACACACCAAAUAGUAGAGGCAUGUUUGUUAUAUGAGCAAAGAUGCUAACUUACUAUGAGAAAGAUUCACAAGCAAUUUCAGGUUCCUAUGUUUACUCAGUUUCUUCUGUCUUAAUGAAUUUGUUCUGAGGUCUUUUAUUUGAUUACAGAAGAUAUGUAUUUUUCUUUUUCCUACAAUGCUAUUUAUUGAGAUGUACAAAGGAAGGACAAGGAGGAGGUAAUGGAAAUAUUACACAACUAUUGACAGUUUAAUUACAAUUAAAGACUUUGACAUGACCAGAGCAUGCUGGAUUGCAGGAUGUAUAUUUUUUUAUUAUCUUUUUAUAGUUUUUAUUUCACUUUUAAGAAAUAUUACAUUUACUUAAAUUCACCAAACACUGUCACUGUUGCGUUUGCACUGCCAACAGCCAAAAAGCACUUGGAACGUG
Anarrhichthys ocellatus (wolf-eel) is the source of this 1503-nucleotide messenger RNA. It is a transcript of the gene fcf1, whose product is annotated as FCF1 rRNA-processing protein. Gene Ontology annotation, cellular component: small-subunit processome. The transcript is spliced from 8 exons. Lineage: Eukaryota; Metazoa; Chordata; Actinopteri; Perciformes; Anarhichadidae. The coding region runs from base 262 to 858 and encodes 198 amino acids. The record is from RefSeq and is a predicted model, not a curated record.